UUUAACCACUUGCCUUCCAGGCCGCUGUAUAUAAACGACUGGACGGUGGCAGUCCAGGGGAGGGUUGCCAUUCAUAAACGGCUCCCGCCAUUUUGGACUGUGCGUGCUCCCUGGGAACAUGCAGCACCGCGAUCCGGUGCCCAUUGUGUCAUACGGACCUCUGUGCAAGGUCCCGAUCAUGUGAUCACUGAUUGGCCAAUCAGUGAUCACAUGCAGAGUAGUAAGUAAGAUGUCACUUCCUGACAUCAUUGCUUACUACGUGUGAAAUCUGUGAAUGCUCUGUGUGGAAUCUGUGAAUGAUCACAGAGGUCACAUGGUACAAGGCUAUUCACAGCAGCCUUGUACCAUGUGACAAACUGUGACCAAUCACAGCUCUC
This is a messenger RNA of Staurois parvus, 377 nucleotides long. Lineage: Eukaryota; Metazoa; Chordata; Amphibia; Anura; Ranidae. The record is from the annotation of a GenBank genome assembly.